ACGCCGUCCCUUCUUUCCCUCUUUUGAAUUUCUGAAAUAAUAACCCACUCUCUACCGCCUCCACCCUCCGCCGUCUACUCUACCCUAUUCCCGGAGACCGGAACCCAGCUGUCUUUCAGUUUCAUAGACCCUAGGUAUGGCGGAGGCUGGAGAUGGUAACAUCAAGGUUGUUGUCCGAUGUAGACCCCUCAAUUCUCGCGAGCUUGCGCGCGGCGCGAAGCCACUUAUCCGCAUGUCUGGCAAUCAGACUUUUCUAGAUCCACCAGAAGCCGGCUCACAACAGGACACCAAACGUGCUACGGAGAGAAAGCCAAUGGCUUUCAGUUUUGACAAGAGCUAUUGGUCAGCAGGGCCGAGAGAUGAACCUGGAUAUUGCUCCCAACAAACACUUUACGAUGACUUGGGAAAGGAAUUAUUGGAUCAUGGAUUUGCAGGGUUCAAUGCAUGUAUCCUAGCUUAUGGACAAACUGGUUCCGGGAAAUCGUAUAGUAUGAUGGGAUACGGUGCUGACAAGGGAAUAAUUCCCUUGACUUGUUCAGAGUUAUUUGUACGAGUCGAUGAACGCAAGGCUGCGGAUCCAAACAUAAACUUCACAGUCGAGGUUUCUUACAUAGAGAUUUACAACGAGAAAGUCCGCGACCUUCUUAAUCCAAAAAACACUGGUAAUUUACGAGUACGAGAACACCCGAGCUUGGGACCCUAUGUAGAGGAUCUUUCGAAGCUCAUGGUCAAUAGUUACGGCGAAAUGAUGACGCUCAUGGACGAAGGGAACAAAGCGCGGACGGUUGCUGCCACUAAUAUGAACGAAACCUCAUCGCGUUCGCAUGCGGUCUUUACUCUUCUCUUGACCAUGAAAAGACAUGAUUCGGGCACGAAUCUUGACACCGAAAAAGUGUCACGCAUUAGCUUGGUGGACUUAGCCGGAUCUGAACGAGCCAACUCGACUGGGGCAACCGGCCAGCGACUGAAGGAAGGAGCCAAUAUUAACAAGUCCCUGACUACCCUUGGAAAGGUUAUCUCCUCCCUCGCUCUGGCAAGUUCUGCAGAUACAAAGAAGGGGAAAAAGGGUAAAAGCGAAGAUUUUGUUCCGUACCGUGAUUCAGUAUUAACCUGGCUGCUGAAAGAUAGUCUUGGAGGGAACUCAAAAACGGCAAUGAUCGCUGCCAUAGCUCCCGCUGACUAUGAAGAGACGUUAAGUACCCUUCGGUAUGCUGACCAAGCAAAGAAGAUCAAGAAUAAAGCAGUGGUUAAUGAGGAUCCAAACGCGAAGCUUGUGCGUGAGUUGAAGGAGGAAUUGGAAAUGCUAAGAGCUCGAGUUUCUGGCUCCAGUGCCGAAGACACAUUUGACCCUAAGGUACCUCCGGAGAAGCAAAAAGUGACCUACCAAACCAAAGACGGUCGAAUCAAAACUGUAACGAAGGCUGAGCUCCAGGAACAGAUGGAGACCAGUGAGAAGCUGAUGCAGAGUUUGAACGAGACUUGGGAACAGAAGAUGGUCAGGACACAAGAGGUACAGAAAGAACGUGAGAAGGCGUUGGAGGAAUUAGGAAUCUCGGUUGAGAAAAACAUGGUCGGUGUCCAUACACCAAAGAAGAUUCCUCAUCUAGUCAAUCUGAAUGAAGAUCCCCUCAUGAGCGAAUGCCUGAUAUACCAGUUGAAGCCGGGGAAGACAGUAGUUGGCCGAUUGGACAGCGAUAAGCCCGCUGCUAUUCGACUUAGUGGUGACAACAUCUUGGAGGAACAUUGUUAUUUCGAAAAUACUGACGGCAAAGUUUUUAUACAUUGCCUACCAGAGAGCGUUACGUUUCUAAAUGGCAAACGCAUGGCACCUGGCCAGUCCCACAAAUUGCGCACAGGGUUUCGUAUCAUACUUGGCGACAAUCAUGUUUUUAGAUUCAACAAUCCUGAGGAAAUCCGGAAGCAGCGCGAUCGAGCGACCAUGAAAUCCAAUCUUCAACUCAGUGUCUCGGCAGGAGAUCUUGUCGCAGCUACGGAGAGCUCCCCUGCCACUCGACCAGAAUCUCCGGCAUCCUCGAUAGAAGCAGAUGAUGUUGACUGGACUUUUGCUCAGAGAGAAGCUGCAUUUGCUCGGCUUGGGUUGGACCCCACACUUGACAGUUUGCCUGAUGACGAUUUAAACAGGCUGUUCGAAAAAGUUACCAAGGCCAAAACUUUUCGCGAGCAUCACCUAAAAUCCCGACCAGAAAGCAGUCUUAGUCAGGCGGAUGAUGUCUGGAGUGAGACCGGGCGUCCGGUCCCCAGCGAAGCAGCUACGGAUGACACCAGUCUAGAGGCGCCCACGAGCCACUACAGUCCUGAGACUGGCAAUGGUGCCCUCAAAGAUGUUCAGGAUCAGUUGGAGAGCCGUCUCGAAGCCAUUACCACAGAGGGGUCAAAGGAGGCCGAAGACCUCAAACUCGAGAAGGAGCAUAUGGAAUAUCAGCUUCGAUUGGUGAGGACGCAAAUGAAGCGUAUGAUUGAGGCGCGGUCGAGAGGAGAGACGGAAUUGGAACAAUUGGAUUUUGAGCCUGUGAUUUACAGCGCUAAACAGCUCCGGCUCAUAAGAAAGGUUCUAGAUAAAUGGAGGGCUCAUCGUUCAUUUUCCAUGGCUGAGGUAGUUCUCUCCAAAGCUGUUUUGAUAAAGGAAGCCAAUGUCAUCAGCAAGGAAUUGGGCAAACAGGUCUCGUACAAUUUUACGGUCUCUUCUGGAGGUCCUCUGGCCGCUCCCGCCUCUUCUGUGGACACAAUAGCUGGAUUGGACCAAUUCGGAGACGUCUCAGACCCUAUUCUCAGGUCUGCUACUCAACCGUCAGUUGCAAUCAAAGUGCUAGAUGGACGGCACAACGCUAUCUAUAUAUGGUCUCUUGACCGGAUGCAACAACACCUUCAACGUAUGCGAAAUAUAACAGCUUAUAUCGACCGUCCGUCCUUUACGCAACAUUUCUCAUCAGAUGAGCCUUUCUACGACUCACCACCUCCUCAGUACUCCUUUAUCGGUAGUGCUUUGAUUUCAUUGGCCCCUAUAUCCCGUUCGUUAUCUUGCACAUAUACAGUACCAAUUUUCUGCAGGUCCACCGCAGAAGCGAUAGGGUCUUGUCGCGUCGAUAUAAAGUUGGUCAACGUUGCCUUUCCUUCUAAGCAUGCAAGCGGGCAACCAAGUGGAUCAACUUCACAAGGUUCAGGUAUCAUUCCGACUGGGAGCAAGUUGUCCUUCUUCUUCACAGUCGAUACAGUCAAAGGAUUAUCACUUCAUGAUUUCUCCGCCGUCCAUCUUCAAGUCCGACUAUCGUCGUUCGUUGGACCCACUCUUUCAGCAGAGGAGGUCUUCCCUUCGACGGCCGUAGACCUAGAAUCAUCCUCCCUGUCAGAAUUAAGGUUUCGCCGAAGCUUUUCUAUUGUCGCAUCUCCCAAGGUUCUCAAUCAUCUACGGCAAGGUUAUGCUCCUAUAGAAUUCUUUGCCGCAGUCACACCGACAUAUUUAGAACGUAUGGAACGCUGGGAUGAAAUGCGGGAACAAAAAGUUUACUUUCCUGGAUCUCAAGAGUCGAGAUUAUCGUCGCCUGACAGUCAAUCUACGAAUACGCCACCUAUGCGCCGCUCCGAAACAGAUUUUGUCGUGGAGCAGAGUCACGAUGUCAUUGUUUGGAUCCAAUUGUGUGAAUUAGCACCAGAUGGUCAGUAUGCUCCCGUGCCCGUACUUUCGCAGGGUACACUUGAUCCAGGUAGUUUCUCUUUGCACCAAGGAUUGCAAAGGCGAAUCGUAAUCUCGCUAUCAUCGAAUUCUGGCCAGCAGUUUCCAUGGUCUGAAUUUACCAAAGUGCGAAUUGGAAAUGUCCGGGUAAUAGAUGCUAAAGGUCGAGUUCAAGAAUCAUCAUCGAAAGCCCUGAUCACGCUUCCUCUGUUACAAGAACAAAAUAUCGAGUUCAAACCAGACGGAACGGGGAGUCUGUCUGGUCAGGCUCUGUGGGAUUCAAGUGUCCACAAUUCUUCGCUCCUAAAUAAAGUGACUCCUAUGAACCAGCGUGUAUUGCUUCAACUUAGUUGUGCUGUUUCUGUUGAAACUUGUGCCGAUCCUGUGCAGUUCAAUGUGGACGUGGCUAUCACCAUCGGUACUCGAGAUGCUCGACCCCCGUCGAGACUCCUCACGUUCUUUGGUUCAAAAAAGAUCCUGUCAAAAUCGAGCCACCUUUUUCGAGUUCGAUUAUCUCCACCCCUCACUCGUUCUGUCAAAGAAUUAUGGCGAUUAGAUACAGCUGAAAAAUAUGUUCGGGGUGAAGAAUCUCUAGGAGCUUGGAGGCCCCGUGGAAUAUCCGUAGUGGAAGAUUAUUUGCGAUUGAUAAUGAUGGAGGAAAAAGCUGCGGACGUUCAAGCUACUCGAGCCAUUUUGACGACGAGUCGUCCGCUGGUGACACAGCCUGACGCUCUUGCUUGGCGCGCAGACGAUCUCGUUCGGAAAGCCCUCGAACUCUGGCAACGUCGAUAUUAUGGCAAUCAUAUACUGAACCAACAAUCGAACGCGGAAGCAGAGUCUGUUUCCGCGAAACACAGUAUUGAUACAGAGUCUUUCAACGAACUUAAAUUCAUAUCCGAAACAAAGAUGAUACCACGCAGUGACAGCGCGACCAAGAAAGGUUAUCUUUUCAUACUUACCGACGCCAGUCAAAACGUGUUCGAGAAGCGAUGGUUUGUUCUUAAAAGACCCUACCUUCAUAUGUAUUCUCAAUCCAAUGAGGUUGACGAAAUUGGUAUCAUAGCUCUCUCAGCUGUCCACGUGGAAAAUGACCCUCACAAGGAGCUUUUACUCGGGAAACCAUUCACAUUCACUCUUUUCACCUCUUCCAAUUCGCAUGCUCUCGCAGCUCCGAAUCUCAAGGAGAAACAUUCUUGGGUCGCCAAACUUGAUCCCACUCAUUUAUCGUCUUGAUGCACUUUUCACACUGAAGCUUUUGAUCAUGUUUUCUUCUACGGCAUGUAUAGAUCGUAAUUUACUUCAACUAUCAUGCAUUUGCUAUCGCCCCUUCAUCGGUUUAUGAGCAUCGUAUACCAUAUCACAUAUAUCUAAGUAUACCAAAGUACUUGUACGAUAGUUAUUACUCGAAUGAGUCGGAUCCAUGAUUAUCAACUG
Messenger RNA from Lentinula edodes (shiitake mushroom), 5125 nucleotides. RefSeq names its product kinesin-like protein. The transcript has 22 exons. Gene Ontology annotation, molecular function: microtubule motor activity; ATP hydrolysis activity; ATP binding. Bases 137 to 4924 code for a protein of 1595 amino acids. Gene Ontology annotation, biological process: microtubule-based movement; cytoskeleton-dependent intracellular transport. Gene Ontology annotation, cellular component: microtubule; kinesin complex. The record is from RefSeq and is a predicted model, not a curated record. Lineage: Eukaryota; Fungi; Basidiomycota; Agaricomycetes; Agaricales; Omphalotaceae.